AUGGCGGGGCAGCUUCUGGAGUUUGAGACCGAGAUGUUUCUGAGUCUCUUCGGCUGUGACGGUCUGCUGGUGGUGGCCGAGGGUUUGGGGAUAGACCGCAUCCUGCUGCAGUUCAUGCGGGUUUACUCUGAGAAGGACAGCCUCGUCCUUCUGCUCAACACAUCCACAGCAGAACAGGAGUAUUUCACAGAGCAGCUGAGGGUCGAAGGUGUCAGCCACCUGCCCAGGACAGUGACCAGUGACGUUCAGAGUGCUGAACGGUACCGUGUUUACACCGAGGGAGGGGUUCUGUUUGUCACCAGCAGAAUCCUGGUGGUGGACUUCCUCACUGACCGCAUCCCUGCUCAUCUGAUCUCAGGUAUCCUGGUGUAUCGAGCUCAUAAAAUCAUUGAGUCGUGCCAGGAGGCUUUCAUCCUUCGUCUGUUCAGACAGAAAAAUAAAACUGGUUUCAUUAAGGCCUUCACUGAUAAGGCCACAGCCUUCUCCUCCGGCUUCUGCCAGGUUGAACGUGUCAUGAGGAACCUUUUUGUCAAGAAGCUCUACUUGUGGCCCAGGUUCCAAGCAUCGGUGAACACAACCCUGGAAAAACACAAGCCAGAAGUGGUAGAACUGCAUGUGUCAUUAACACCAGCCAUGAGGGCAAUCCAGAGCUCCAUUCUGGACCUGAUGAGCGCCUGUCUGAAGGAACUGAAGCGAUACAACUCCACUCUCGAGGCCGAGGACCUGUCUCUGGAGAACACACUGGGAAAUGGAUUUGAAAAGACUAUUCGUCACUACCUGAACCCCCUGUGGCAUCAGCUGGGAGCAAAGACUAAAGCCCUGGUUCAGGAUCUCAAGGUGCUCCGGGUUCUUCUACUCUACCUCACCCAGUACGACUGUGUGACCUUUCUCAACCUUCUCGAGUCUCUGCUAUCCAGCCAAAAGAAUUUUGGCUCAAAUUCAGGUUGGCUGUUUCUGGACUCGAGUACCUCCAUGUUUGUGAACGCUCGGAGCAGAGUGUACCGCAUUCCUGAGAGCAACAAGAAACUUAAAGUAGGAGGAGAUGCAGAGAAACAGAAGUCUUCCACGGCUUCAGAGGUGAAGCGGGAGCUGGUGCUGGAGAAGAACCCAAAGUGGGAGGCUUUGAGAGAGGUGCUGGAGGAGAUUGAGAAGGAGAACAAGAACUCACAACCAGGUCGUGUGCUGAUUUGUGCAAGUGAUGACCGGACUUGUGCCCAGCUGCAGCAGUACAUCAGGCACGGCUCUGACUGGCUGCUACAUCGACUGUAUGCCCGCACCAUCGGUAAACGUGACUCUUCUGCAGCUGCUGCCUUUGAGCUGGACUCACACAAAAAAGCUAAAAGCCGGGUGAAAAAAUCAAGCAAAGGAAAAGAGCCUGCAAAGAAAACCCCCUCAAAGACCACAAAACAUAAAAGCAGACCCUCUCUGACCCUGACCCAGAUGAUGGGGAAGGCGGAGUCAGCUGAGGUGAGGGGCAGCAGUGGAGACGAGGACGAUCGGAUGGAGCAGGAUGAAGGCGAGGAAGAACAGCUAAAGUUGGAUCUGUCGUCAGACGCUUAUUAUGGCAUCCUGAAGGAGCCACUCACUGUCAUUCACCCCCUGCAAGGCUGCACCGACCCCCACAGCUUGACCCGGGUGCUGCACGAGGUGGAGCCAAGCUUCGUGGUGCUGUACGACGCAGAACUGAGCUUCGUUCGCCAGCUGGAGAUCUACAAAGCCAAUCGGCCUGGGAAGCCACUUCGAGUGUACUUCCUUAUUUAUGGAGGCUCGACAGAAGAACAGAAGUAUCUGACGACGCUGUCGAAGGAAAAGAAGGCGUUCGAACACCUCAUCAGGUCAGAAGGAGCUUUUUUAUUGUCAUACUCCAAUCACUAA
Nematolebias whitei (Rio pearlfish) is the source of this 1875-nucleotide messenger RNA. It is a transcript of the gene ercc4, whose product is annotated as excision repair cross-complementation group 4. Gene Ontology annotation, biological process: nucleotide-excision repair involved in interstrand cross-link repair; resolution of meiotic recombination intermediates; double-strand break repair via homologous recombination. Lineage: Eukaryota; Metazoa; Chordata; Actinopteri; Cyprinodontiformes; Rivulidae. Gene Ontology annotation, molecular function: single-stranded DNA binding; single-stranded DNA endonuclease activity; damaged DNA binding. The transcript has 8 exons. The record is from RefSeq and is a predicted model, not a curated record. The coding region runs from base 1 to 1875 and encodes 624 amino acids. Gene Ontology annotation, cellular component: nucleotide-excision repair factor 1 complex.